GGCGUCUCCCGGACAGGACCGGACCGGAGAGCAUCUGAGCGGGCAGCGGGCCUCGGGGAGCAUGGCCCAGCCAGGCAGGAGCACGGGAUACGAAGGAAUAAUCACCGGGAACGUGAGCAGAUUCGCCGCCCUUCCCUCCGGCUGGUCUGGGCCCCCCAGGAAAGGACAGCUCAUCUUCGACGCCUCCUUCGAGAGCGGUAACUUGGGCCGGGUGGACCACGUCUCCGAGUUCGAGUACGACCUGUUCAUCCGUCCCGACACGUGCAACCCACGCUUCCGCGUCUGGUUCAACUUCACCGUGGAGAACGUGAAGGUGGCCCAGAGGGUCAUUUUCAACAUCGUCAACUUCAGCAAGACGAAGAGCCUCUAUCGGGAGGGGAUGACGCCGGUGGUGAAAUCUACCAGCAGACCAAAGUGGCAAAGGCUGCCGCUCAAAACCGUCUACUACUACCGCUGCCCGACCCACCGGGGGAACUACGUCCUGUCCUUCGCCUUCUGCUUCGACCGGGAUGACGACGUGUACCAGUUUGCGUACUGCUACCCCUAUACGCACACGCACCUUCGGCGCUGCCUGGAAGGGCUGCAGGGGAAGGGUCUGCCCCACGUCGUAUGCGAGCAGCUCGGCCUCAGUGUGCAACAGCGGCCGUUUGACCUUCUGACCAUCACCAGCCCCGAAGACAAAACUGACCUCGAGAACAGUGUGAUGCAGAAGAAAAUUAAAAUCCCCAAACUCUCCCUCGAUCACAUAGACGAUGAAGGGGAGGCGAGAGAUUACGGGGAAGACGAUAUGGAACUUAGGCACAGCAAGAGGCAGGACGGGAGGAAGCAGGGCGACGGGCCCCAGAAGAGCAUCGAAGCGGUGGUGGCCCGCCUGGAGAAGCAGAACGGGCUGAGCCUCGGCGGGUCGGGCUCGGAGGAGGUCGCCUCGAUGGAGGCGGCGGGCGGGGACCCGGCCGGACCCGAGGAGGGGGGCGCCGGGGGCCCGUCGGUGCCGCGGGGCCUCUACGAGGAGCUGGUGAGGAGCUACCAGCAGCAGCAGGAGGAGAUGCGGCACAUCCAGCAGGAACUGGAGCGGACGCGGAGGCAGCUGGUUCAGCAGGCCAAGAAGCUGAAGGAGUACGGGGCGCUCGUGGCCGAGAUGAAGGAGCUGAGGGACCUCAACCGCCGCCUGCAGGAUGUGCUCCUCCUGCGCCUGGGCAGCGGUCCCGCUCUCGAGCUGGAAAAAGUCAAGUCGGAAUCCCUGGAGCCUGACCUCCGGAAGACGUUCAGCGACGAGGCCAACACCUCAUCCUAUUACCCCGCUCCCGUCCCCGUCAUGGACAAGUAUAUUCUAGAGAACGGCAAGGUGCACCUUGGGAGCGGGAUCUGGGUCGACGAGGAGAAGUGGCACCAGCUUCAGGUGACCCAAGGCGACUCCAAGUACACAAAGAACCUGGCCGUCAUGAUCUGGGGGACGGACGUGCUCAAAAACAGGAGCGUCACCGGGGUGGCCACCAAGAAGAAGAAAGACGCCGUCCCCAAACCCCCCCUGUCCCCUCACAAGCUGAGCAUCGUCAGAGAAUGUUUGUAUGACAGAAUAGCACAAGAAACUGUGGACGAGACAGAAAUUGCACAGAGACUCUCCAAAGUCAACAAGUACAUCUGUGAAAAAAUCAUGGAUAUCAAUAAAUCCUGCAAAAAUGAAGAAAGGAGGGAAGCAAAGUACAAUUUGCAAUAAACUCUGGAUUUUU
Messenger RNA from Tachyglossus aculeatus (Australian echidna), 1730 nucleotides. RefSeq names its product BEN domain containing 5 (gene BEND5). Bases 62 to 1717 code for a protein of 551 amino acids. Gene Ontology annotation, molecular function: DNA binding. The transcript has 11 exons. The record is from RefSeq and is a predicted model, not a curated record. Gene Ontology annotation, biological process: negative regulation of DNA-templated transcription. Lineage: Eukaryota; Metazoa; Chordata; Mammalia; Monotremata; Tachyglossidae.